Molecule: messenger RNA, 1690 nt
Organism: Cynoglossus semilaevis (tongue sole)
Lineage: Eukaryota; Metazoa; Chordata; Actinopteri; Pleuronectiformes; Cynoglossidae
Product: glutaryl-CoA dehydrogenase, mitochondrial
Exons: 12
Coding region: 195-1517 (440 amino acids)
Biological process (GO): fatty-acyl-CoA biosynthetic process; fatty acid beta-oxidation using acyl-CoA dehydrogenase
Cellular component (GO): mitochondrial inner membrane
Molecular function (GO): fatty-acyl-CoA binding; flavin adenine dinucleotide binding; glutaryl-CoA dehydrogenase activity
Source: RefSeq, a predicted model, not a curated record
AUUAACGCGGAGAACCUGCAAAUGUUCUUAUUGACGACGCCACACUAAAUAUGGUACCACCGCCAAACCAUUUUACGUGAUGACGUCACAGGGUUGUUCGGCAACUGUGCGUCGCUGCAUUGUCAACUUGAGAGGCAGAGUAAGGAGGACCUCAAACGGACUGUUGUCUCACACAAACAGUUCUAUUUUCCACCAUGGCACUGAGGAGCGCCGUGUGUCGUCGCUUGUUCAACCCUCAGCGAGGUGUCAUCUUCUCGGCUGUCAGAGCACAGAGCGCCACCGCAGCACCUGUCAGUCAGGAUGCAGAGAAGAGUCAGCAGAAGACCAAAACACCGAAGGUCCAGUUCAACUGGCGCGAUGCCCUGGACCUGGAGGGUCAGCUAACGGAGGAGGAGGUCAUGAUCAGGGACUCAUUCCGCACCUACUGCCAAGAGAAACUCAUGCCCCGCAUCUUGAUGGCAAACAGAAAUGAGAUAUUUCAUCGAGAAAUAGUGUCAGAGAUGGGGGAGCUGGGGGUCCUGGGUCCAACCAUUAAAGGUUACGGCUGCGCGGGGACAAGUUACGUGGCCUACGGUUUAAUCGCCAGAGAAGUGGAGCGGGUGGACAGUGGUUACCGUUCUGUCAUGAGCGUGCAGUCGUCGCUCGUCAUGCAUCCCAUCAACGCCUACGGCACGGAGGAGCAGAGACAGAAGUACCUCCCUAAACUGGCGUCUGGUGAGAUCCUGGGGUGCUUCGGGUUGACGGAGCCCAACCACGGCAGUGACCCUGGGGGUAUGGAGACCAGAGCCAAAUACAAUCCAUCCAGUGGCACCUACUCCCUGACCGGCUCCAAGACCUGGAUCACCAACUCCCCAGUGGCAGACAUCGCCGUGGUUUGGGCCAAAUGUGAUGAUGGGAAGGUGCGUGGCUUCAUCCUGGAGCGGGGCAUGAAAGGCUUCUCCACCCCCAAGAUCGAGGGGAAGUUCUCCCUCAGAGCCUCCUCCACCGGCAUGAUCCUCAUGGACGAGGUGGAGGUUCCUGAGGAGAACCUGCUGCCCAACAUCUCUGGCCUGGGGGGGCCGUUCGGCUGCUUGAACAACGCCCGCUACGGUAUUGCGUGGGGGGCUCUCGGUGCCGCGGAGUUCUGCUUCCAUGCAGCUCGUCAGUACACACUAGACAGAAUCCAGUUUGGCGUGCCGCUCGCGAGGAAUCAGCUGAUACAGAAAAAAAUGGCUGACAUGUUGACAGAGAUCAGCAUCGGCCUGCAGUCGUGCCUGCAGUUGGGUCGGCUCAUCGAUGAGAAGAAAGCUGCUCCAGAAAUGAUCUCCAUGCUGAAGAGGAACAGCUGUGGUAAAUCACUGGACAUCGCCCGACAGGCCAGAGACAUGCUGGGAGGAAACGGCAUCGCAGAUGAAUAUCACAUCAUCCGCCACGUCAUGAACCUGGAGUCUGUGAACACCUACGAAGGAACUCACGACAUCCACGCCCUGAUCCUGGGCCGGGCCAUCACAGGACUGCAGUCCUUCACCGUCAACUGAUGUCCCCCUGAACUCUGCUGCUGUAAAACACUAACUGUAAAUGUUGUGAGUCCAGGGUCAAAGGUCAGACACAGUAAUUAUAACCAGUUCUGAUGUAGAUUUGUGAGUUAAAGAGAAAUAUUUUUAUAUUUGCUGCAGCAGUUGUUCAACAAUAAACUGUUUGGUUGAGUGUG